AAAUUAUCGUAAAUAAAACUUAAUCGCGCAUAAAUAACGGUAUUUAAUGAACAGCUGAUUAGCAAAACAAGUAUUUUUUAAGACGUAGAUUGUCAAGUAAGUGAAUGUGUUCAUAAUCUGAAUUUUUACUUAAUAUUUACAAUAAUAUUGUGUUUAAGAGUUGUAUAAAUACUUUAAUAUAAUUAUUGUGAUUUUAUAGUAAUUAUUGGAAGUAAUAACACAUCGUUUUGAGUUAUUUUUGUUGUUAUUUAGACUCUUAACUACUGCGCGUUAGCAGCGGAAGCCAGCAAUCGAUUGUUUUGUGUCACAACAUAAUAAAGAACGGAGUUAUUUCACGUUAGAGAAGAUAUUUGUACAAGUUUUCGGUAAAUUUUCGGUGAUUAAAUUGGAAAAAUGAAGUUCCAAUACAAAGAAGAACACGCCUUCGAGAAAAGGAAGACCGAGGGCGAGAAAAUCAGAAGGAAGUACCCUGACAGAGUCCCAGUUAUUGUAGAAAAAGCACCCAAAGCACGUAUUGGAGAUGUCGACAAGAAAAAAUAUUUGGUUCCAUCCGAUCUCACAGUGGGUCAGUUCUAUUUCUUAAUCAGAAAGAGAAUUCACUUGAGACCUGAAGAUGCUUUAUUUUUCUUUGUCAACAAUGUUAUCCCCCCUACCUCCGCUACUAUGGGGUCACUAUACCAGGAGCACCAUGAAGAGGAUUUCUUCCUGUACAUUGCAUAUUCCGAUGAGAAUGUCUAUGGAAGCAACCUUUAAAUAAAUAAUAAACACCCCAAUUAUUUUUUUUAUGUUAAUAAUGAUAACCUCAAUUAUUUUUACAAUACUUUUAAUAUACCGUUUUCAGUUGUGAUAAUGAAUUAUUUGAUUGGGUUUUGAUUAUAAA
This is a messenger RNA of Brassicogethes aeneus, 880 nucleotides long. NCBI's taxonomy places the organism in Eukaryota, Metazoa, Arthropoda, Insecta, Coleoptera, Nitidulidae. The record is from the annotation of a GenBank genome assembly.